AAUAAUGUUUAUAUACAGUGAAACACGCACGGUUUUGCAAUGUUUAAAAAUAUUGUCACGAUUCACGUGUAGCUUUCAGCAUUCAAAGCGGCGAACAAAAUCUGACCGGUGUCCAGGGAAGAUGCCUCCCAAAUCUCUGAAAAAAGAAAAGCCCAUCUGGUGGAAGUGCGACCAAUGUCGGACCACAGUUCUUGCGGUAGAAUUGGCAAAGCAUCAGCUGGAUUGCCAAAAUCUGGAGCUUCUCAGUGGAUUCAUCACAGAAACUAAUGAGUUCCAUAGCACCCGUUUGGAGUGUGGCAAAUUGACCGCCUGUGAAGAACUCAAGGACUUGGCUGAUUGGCAGUUGAAUGGCUUGAUUAUACUGGGAAGUGCCGUGAUGAGUAAACUAAACUUGGUACUGGGAGAUCUAAUUCAAGUUGGUUUUAAAAAUUCAGACAAAACGGAGAAAUGUACCAUAAUUAGAACCGUUUGGCCGAGCGACGAAAAAGGUUCUCGGGUUUUAUGUACUCCUCUAGAUGAAAUCGCCUUCAAUAAUAACGUUUCAGUUUGCAUAAAACCGUUCAAGAAAAAGAUCCCAAACGUUGAUGUUUUAACGUUGAGCAGUGAUCUGACCGAUGCUGAGGAAAUCUGCAAAAGUGAACGAACAUUUUUGCAACUGCUUCAAAGGCAAUAUCAGGAACGUAUUCUCUCAGACCAAAAUAUGCUGUAUCUCAGGCUGUGCAACAAACUGUACACUUUUAAGGUGGUGAAAGCACUGCUCGUGGAAGAUCAGGCAUCAUUGGUUAGCCAACUCGAGCACAUGUCGAUUGGAUUGCAACAUUUUAAAAUCAAUGCCAAUUCCAAGAUCGUGAUAACACGAAAUAACGUUGCAGAUUCCAUUAGUACGAGUUCAACAAAAUUCAAUAUUACCAAUAUUGGUGGUUUUGGAGAGAUUAUCGUUGAGAUCAAACAAAUAAUUGAAGUUGCCUUAGGACUAACCAAAUCAACAUUACAAGCACCGAUCAGCCGAGGGAUUUUGUUGUAUGGCGUAUCUGGAACUGGCAAAACUAUGCUCGUGAAUUCACUGGCGAACCAUUUCAAUUGUCUCAUAGUCAAAAUCGACUGUUCAGAAAUAUUCAGCAAAUUCUACGGAGAAACUGAAGCAAACUUAAAAAAGUUGUUUGAUAAAGCAAUCAACAAUUAUCCCAAUCCAACCAUUGUCGUUAUCGAAGAAAUUCAUAACAUUUGUCCAAAAACAGAAUCUUCGGACAUUAUCAAGCGUAUUUCUCACUUUUUUGUCAAUCUUAUGGAUAGUUUGCAUACUUCGUCAAAAGCAUCGAGAAUGGUCAUUCUAAGUACCACAGAUAACCCAGAUAAUCUCCAUCCAUCCUUGAGAAGGGGUGGUCGCAUUGACUAUGAAUUUGAACUGCCUAUUCCCGAUGCACAAGCCCGAGAAGAAAUAUUGUGGAAGAUUCUGGCGUUGCACAAGCAUAGCCUUCAAAUGGAAGACGUUAAAAAAAUUUCUCUCGUAACUCAUGGAUACGUUGGUGCUGACUUGGUUAGUUUAGUAGGACGGGCAAUACACGAAACGGAUGCGGUGGUAAACUAUAACCAUAUGGAGCAAGCACUACAAUUCGUAAAACCCAGUGCUAUGCGUGAAAUAUUAAUUGAAAGUCCAAAUAUACACUGGUCUGAUAUUGGUGGGCAACACGAUCUUAAACUUCAGUUGCAGCAGAUAAUCGACUGGCCUAUUCAUCGCCCAGAAAUCUUUGCACGGCUCGGAAUUAGCGCUCCUCGAGGAUUGCUAAUGUUUGGUCCACCGGGAUGCUCUAAAACAAUGAUUGCAAAGGCGAUUGCUACUGAAAGCAAGCUGAAUUUCUUGUCUAUCAAAGGUUCUGAGCUGUUCUCUAUGUGGGUUGGAGAGUCAGAACGCGCUGUACGUGAACUGUUUCGAAAAGCAAGACAAGUAGCUCCGUCCAUAAUAUUCUUUGAUGAAAUCGAUGCAAUUGGUGGUGAAAGGUCAGCCGAAUCAGGAAGCUCAGUAAAAGAAAGGGUGCUUGCUCAAAUUUUAACAGAGAUUGAUGGCGUUAGCGCGCUGAAGAAUGUUAAAAUCGUUGCAGCUACAAACCGACCGGAUUUGAUAGAUAAAGCCCUUAUGCGACCGGGACGACUUGACCGGAUUAUUUACGUUAAAUUACCAGAUGGGCAGACUCGUAAGGAAAUAUUAAAAAUAAAAUUAUCGAGAAUUCCAGUAGCGGUUGAGGUGAGUAUUGACGAUCUGGUAGACAGCACAGACGGGUAUUCAGGAUCGGAAAUUGAGGCAGUUUGUCAGGAAGCAGUAUUGAAAGCUUUAGAAGAAUCAUUCGAUGCGACAGAGAUAUCACGGAAAUACUUCGAUCAUGCUUUGAUGGUAGUAAAGCCGCGCACAAGUGUGGAAUUAUUGCAACUGUAUGAAGAAUAUCUGAAAAAGCAGAGACAGUGACCACCAACGACAAUUAAUUGAGAAACAAUGUGUGAAUAAAACAUAAGCGGUAACAAAUUGAAAUAUAUGUCUGAUGUGUUAAUUCA
Aedes aegypti (yellow fever mosquito) is the source of this 2547-nucleotide messenger RNA. Its product is annotated as spermatogenesis-associated protein 5. NCBI's taxonomy places the organism in Eukaryota, Metazoa, Arthropoda, Insecta, Diptera, Culicidae. Gene Ontology annotation, cellular component: cytoplasm. Gene Ontology annotation, molecular function: ATP binding; ATP hydrolysis activity. The transcript is spliced from 2 exons. The coding region runs from base 5 to 2461 and encodes 818 amino acids. The record is from RefSeq and is a predicted model, not a curated record.